This is a messenger RNA of Cuscuta campestris, 1699 nucleotides long. NCBI's taxonomy places the organism in Eukaryota, Viridiplantae, Streptophyta, Magnoliopsida, Solanales, Convolvulaceae. The record is from the annotation of a GenBank genome assembly.
GCAACCAUGUCCAAUGUCUCCAGAUGACAGCAAAAGUUGUCGCGAACGUAUAAUAAAUUCGCAACCGUCCUUGCAACACCGCACAUUCCAAAUCGUCCCACCUGCCUGCAUUCCUUGCAAUCGGCUAUUUCACUGUUCACGAGAGCCCUAAAGAAGAUUUCAAGCUCUUCGUUAGAUCAUUUCUACCUUUGAUUUUCCCGCUAUGAUUUUCUCCCUUUUGGAAGUUUAGCUGCUCAAGAUUUACCCAUGGCGGAGAUGAACAACAGCGCCCCGCUGGCGCCGCAGACCAGCUCGCGAUCUGUGACGGAGACGAUCAACGGAUCUCACCGGUUCGUGAUCCAGGGGUACUCGUUGGCCAAGGGCAUGGGGAUCGGGAAACAUAUUGCCAGUGACAAUUUCACCGUCGGCGGUCACCAAUGGGCUAUCUACUUUUACCCGGACGGUAAAAACCCAGAAGACAAUUCGACGUACGUUUCCGUUUUCAUUGCUUUGGCGAGUGAGGGGACUGAUGUUAGGGCUUUGUUCGAGCUGACUCUGAUUGAUCAGAGCGGAAAGGGCAGGCACAAGGUCCACAGCCACUUCGAUCGAUCCCUUGAGACUGGUCCCUACACUUUGAAAUACCGUGGCAGCAUGUGGGGAUACAAACGUUUUUUCAGGCGUGUAAUGCUGGAAACGUCUGAUUAUCUAAAGGAUGACUGUUUGAAAAUUAAUUGUACUGUUGGAGUCGUGCGCUCUACAAUAGACUUGGCAACCUUGCCUUCCAUUCACGUUCCUGAUUCAGAUAUUGGAGCACAUUUUGGCAUGCUUCUAGAAAACAUGGAAGAGUCUGAUAUUACUUUCAAUGUUUCUGGUGAAAAGUUUCGUGCCCAUAAGCUGGUAAUGGCUGCUCGUUCUCCCAUUUUUCGUUCAGAGUUCUUUGAUGGACAGGAGAGUGAUGAGAUGGACAUUGCUGUUAGUAAUAUGGAACCCAAGGUCUUCAAGGCUAUGCUGCACUUUGUGUACACAGAUGCUCUUUUGGUAGAUGAUCUAGAAUCAUCUAGCUCUUCUAGUAUAACCUCAGUGGCUGAUGCAUUAGCAGCGAAGUUGCUCGAAGCAGCCGAUCGAUAUGAUCUGGGAAGACUCAAGCAGAUGUGUGAAGCUUAUCUCUGCAAAGAUAUAACAGUGGACUCGGUUGCAAAGAUGCUAGCUCUUGCAGACUGUUAUCAUGCCAUGGAACUCAAAGCCGUCUGCCUUAGAUUUGCUGCUGAAAACCUUGCUGCUGUGAUGCAAACAGAUGGCUUUGAGUACCUGAAAGAGAAUUGCCCGUCUCUUCAGUCGGAACUUCUGAAGACAGUGGCUGGUUGUGAUGAUGAUGAUUGUAGCAGCGGAGGGGGGAAGUCUAGGAGCGUUUGGGCACAUCUUUCAGACAGUGGUGGAACUGAUGGAAGGAGGGUACGCCAAAGGACCUGAUUGGCGGCGCUUUCUCUAGGGCUGUUUUUGCCAAACUGAUGUUUGUUGUUGUAAUAGAAUGAAACUUGUAAGAUAACAGCGUGUUAGGGAUCAAAAAGUAUUUCACAAUUCUCAUGACACCAUUUGCACAGAAAAUGUGUUAGUAGUAAUGUAGUAUUCAUAGUUAUGCCCACCCCUUAAUUUUGCUAAUGGGUGGCUGAUAUAUUGCACAACAUCAUGUUCUGAUCUACAAGAAAGAUUAAUUUCCUGC